Periconia digitata is the source of this 1703-nucleotide messenger RNA. NCBI's taxonomy places the organism in Eukaryota, Fungi, Ascomycota, Dothideomycetes, Pleosporales, Periconiaceae. The record is from the annotation of a GenBank genome assembly.
AUGGAAGCCUCACCCACUGCCAUACUAAAACUCCUCCUCCCAAAAACCCCAUUCAUCCUCAAAACCGCAUUGGCACACACGCUCUCCCUCUCGCCAACCGCGUCAAAAUGGGACCUUCGUACCGAACUCACCAUCAACAUCAUGCGCUCUAUGCUCGUCCCCGGCUCAACGCCGUCGACAAUCUCAAAAAACCAACGUCUCACUACGAAAGACCCAGGAGUCAAAGGCAAAAUGUGGAUUUCCAAAGUGUCCAUCCCCGUCGACUCGGAUGACGACCACGUACGACAACUCGUCCUCGACACCGUCGAUUCAAUGAGCACAACCCCUGAGCAAAAAGCAACAGUCUACGAAAAGCCCGCCUCUCAACCCUUGGAAGCAGAGUGGACCGGCUAUCGCGCGUCCGCAACAUCUACUUCCCCAGAACCGCCCAACCUCUCGGAGCAAGAAAAAUACAACAACCUCGUCGCCGAAACCACCAGCAAAGUAACCACACUCUACUUCCACGGCGGCGCCAUGUACCUCCUCGACCCAUCCACCUACCGCAAUCUUACUAGCCGCAUCGCCAAAGACACAGGCGGCCGCGUCUUCAGCGUCCGCUACCGCCUCGCACCCCAACACCCCUUCCCAGCAGCCCUCCUCGACGCCCUCGUUGCCUAUAUCGGCCUCCUCCACCCACCCCCAGGAAGCCCACACGCUCCCAUCCCGGCCUCUGAAAUCGUCUUCGCGGGCGACUCCGCCGGCGGCAUGCUCUGCGCCGCGCUCCUCCAACUCCUCCUCCAAAUCCACCGCACACACACCCCCUCGGACCCAUCCUCGCCGUCCCUCCCAACCGUGAAAUGGCACAACAAAGACGUUCCGCUCCCCCUCCCAGCAGGGCUAGCUCUCACAUCCCCCUGGCUAGACCUCACCCGCUCCCUCCCCUCUCUCACCUCCCUCGCCCACUACGACUACCUCCCCUCCCCCUCCCAAACCCUUACCCAUCGCUGGCCCGCCUGUCCCGCGUGGCCGUCUCCACCUCCCCGCGCCGAUCUCUACUGCGACGGCGGGCUCCUCCUGCAUCCCCUCGCGUCGCCGCUCAUGGCACUCGAUUGGACCAACGCGCCACCAGUCUUCUUCUCCGUCGGGCAGGAGAUGCUGCGGGAUGAAGAUGCCGUGCUUGCGCGGCGCUUGGUGCAGCAAGGCAGCGUCAUCAGGUGGGUCGAGUUCGAAGGCAUGCCGCACGUUUUCGCCGUCAUCCUCGAGGGCAGCGCGGCGGCGGAUCGGCAUCACGAGGUUUUUGCGGCGUUUUGCAGCGACGUUGUUGUCGCUGCUGCUGCUGCUGCUAACAAGACUGAGGGCCAGGGUUUGAAGAGCGAGGCUCGUCUCGUCUUGGCAAAGUCGUUGAAGGACAAAGACAUGGAUUUGAAGGAUAUCACGGAUCUGACGGAUGAGCAGGUCGACGGCCUCUGUAAUGACGGGAUGAAGCGCAUCGUUGAGGUUUUUGAGGCCAGGAGGAAUGGCGAUGAGGACGCAGUUCAGAGGGCUAUGCUCUAGUCUCUUCUUGUUCUCUUUUUCUUUUUCCCUUUUCAUUUAAUAUAUUGUUUUCGCUUUUUUUUUUUCCUUUAGGAAGGCUUGUAGGUUGGGCACGCAGAUAAGAUAGAUACCUAGGUAGGUACCACACAUUUGGUACUAUAUACACACACACACAAACAUCUCGGUACGAC